Amyelois transitella is the source of this 1313-nucleotide messenger RNA. RefSeq names its product alpha-(1,3)-fucosyltransferase C. Bases 50 to 1219 code for a protein of 389 amino acids. Gene Ontology annotation, cellular component: membrane. The transcript has 2 exons. The record is from RefSeq and is a predicted model, not a curated record. Gene Ontology annotation, molecular function: alpha-(1->3)-fucosyltransferase activity. NCBI's taxonomy places the organism in Eukaryota, Metazoa, Arthropoda, Insecta, Lepidoptera, Pyralidae.
CAAAGCCGGCAGAACAACGCGUUUUUGUCUCGGGCUCACACAUCAAACAAUGAACCGUAAAAUAUAUAUCCAAAAGUGCGCUAAAAUAAUCGCAGUUGUUCUCUUACUAUCAGUUCUCCUUUUCAUUGAGAAAUAUUUACUAAGUGCCGAUGCAGAUAAUGUAUGCGUACAACCAAAUCCGGACUACAAAUAUGUUUUGCUGUGGACUUCGCCAAAAACAGAACCGUUCGUGUUCAUCGGUCCCGGACGCAGUGGAUUCAUCGGACGGAACUGUUCAUACACUAAUUGUUAUGUGACUGCAGACAGAGAUUAUUUCUGUGAUUAUACAAAAUUUCACGCAAUAGUUUUUGCUAUGUCUGAAGUGAGACAUUAUUCGUCACUGCAGUUGCCGUGGUACAGAUCACCCGAACAGAAAUACGUGUUUUCUAGCGUCGAAUCUUCUCAUUAUUACCCGGUUUGUUCUGACAGAUUCAAUGAUUACUUCAACUGGACAUGGAGUUACAGACUGGACUCGAAUUGUAGAUGGGAGUACAUCGCUAUUCGGAAUGAAAAUGGCAAUGUCAUUGGACCUAAUAAGAUAAUGCAUUGGAUGAAAUUAAAUGAUAUGAGACCAGUGAGUGAAGACUUCAAGGAUAGUUUAAAAUCAAAAACUAAAGCGGCUGCCUGGUUUGCUUCCAACUGUCCCGCUUAUAGUCAUCGAGAGAAAUUCGUUGAAAAGCUUCAAAUGAAACUGAAUAAAUACAGACUGAAAAUUGAUAUUUAUGGAAAAUGUGGUAAUCUAACCUGCCCACGCCAAAAUAGACAAUUGUGUUUGGAUAUGAUCAAGAAAGACUAUUACUUUUAUUUGUCUUUCGAGAAUUCGUUCAGUGAAGACUAUGUUACUGAAAAGUUGUUGCAUGCAUUGCAAAAUGAUGCUGUUCCAAUCGUCUAUGGAAAGGCUAAUUACACACGAUUCAUGCCUGACGGAAUAUAUCUGAAUGCACUGACGCUUGGUCCGGAAAAGCUCGCAAAAGAAAUGAAUUAUUUGAUAAAUAAUCCCAAAAAAUACGCGGAUUAUUUCAAAUGGAAAAAUCAUUAUUCUUACCACAGUAGAGGUGAGAGCGAAGAAACUGAUGAUUACUGCGCAUUCUGCAAGUUGCUGAAUGACGAAGAGAAAUUCAGAAGGAAAUCUGUAAUCGAAGAUUUUAGGAAAUGGUGGGACUCGCCAAAAUUUUGUUAAAAGUACCGAGAUGUACUAACUAACCUGUGCAUGUGUCAAUGUUUAAUUAUAAUAAGAAAUGAUACCUACUAUAGUUAUUAAUAUUUUAUCAUUA